AUGUCUUCUCAAAACAUCCCAACCACUGGCCAGAAGCUUGCUGGGCAGGUCAGCAAGGCGGUGAAAGCCAAUAACCGAGAGGGCACUGCUCCUGCCAUUGCAGCUGAACGUCCCCCCGGAUACGCAGUGUUCGACCCUGAGUGCCUAGUCACUUUUUGGCCCCGCGUGCCAUCGCCCACUCUCUCGCAAUCAAGUGGCAAAGGGCAGCGCAAUGACUGGCCCCUGGGCGCUGAUGGCGCAGAGCGACCCGACUCGUCGAUGGGCUACACCUCACCAGGACCCAAGACCAGAAUGACUAAAGCUGCCAAAUCGCCGUCUCGCAUGUUCCGGGUAGUGAACUCCAACUCAAGAACCCAGAGUUCCUCCCACGAUGUUCAGGCACCUCCUGCUGUCAUAAUUGCACCCGAACGUAGCAAUAUCGAUGUUCCUGCUGUCGGCUCUUCUGGAAGCUUUCUCUCUUCUCUCGCCAACAAGCGAGCGGGAGGCGCGCAGAAGAAGCCCGGUUUGCUUUCCUCAAUCUCUCACGGCGACUGGACAACAAUCGGUUCAUUCUUCAGCUCGAACCCGGUCUCACCCCAACGGCCCAAGAUCAGCGCCCCCUACAACUUUCGCCAUGAGGCUGGUAUUGGUCCGGGUGCGUCGGUGCUCGUCAGCCGACCCAGCAACGGCAGUACUGUCCAUGCCCAUGACUACGCCAGUGCCAGUACCACUCCUGCCCUCAACGACAAUGUCGAGAACAGCGAGCAGAGACAGUCUUCGAUUGUCCUUAUGGACAUGAGGACUGAAUCUCGCGUUGGCAACCGCACGUCGCUGCCGGUGAAAAUGCCCAAUGUUGUCUCUCCUAUCAACAACACUGUCUUCGACACUGGCCGUAACUCCUCGGUUCACACCUCAGCGCAUAGAACCUUAAGUCGCUUCCCUUCGCCUCCUAGCCCCGAGGUUGCCGUCGCUCUACCACAGGAGUCAUCAGUGUCACCUAAUCCUGAGAAUAUGAACCCAAAUGCGAACAACGGCAUCCGUAAGAGGGGAAAUUGCUUCAAGGUGGUGAAAUAUCGGAAGAUCCUUUGGAUGAUGGCUCUGGUGAUACAGAUCUUCGUCGCUCUGAUCUGUGCAUCAGCCUCGAUAAUAGCCUGCGAGGGAUUCUCUCAAGGCACUGUCGACAUUGGCUAUCUCGUCUGGCUACUUCUUGCCAUUGCGGGACUCAUAGUCUCCCUGAUUAGUAUGGCGGCCUUGUAUGUCCGACACCUUACCGUCCGCGUCAUCCAUGAAGCGCUUGGCGGCAUCUUCCAAGAGAUGAACCACUUCAAGAUGAACACCGACCGAGUCAUCUACUGGGUCUGCGCUAUGAUCACAGAGUUCAGUUUUCUCGGCGUCAUCAUGACAUUCUCGAUCAUCAUGUAUGCCAACAAGACCGACAGAGACCCUCGUCGAGCUAUCAUCGGCAUGAUCGUCUGUUUGCUCCUGGUGGCAACCUUUGGUUCCCCGCUGAGUUUUCUUCGCGCCGGAAACAUCGACGGCGACAGCUUGCGCCGCAGCCGCAUCGAGCAGCGAGCCGAAGGCCGAGACAACGAUUGGAUUGAGCUGAAUAGCCGGGGCCACAGUCUCCAGUCCGCUAACAGGCAGCCUGAGCCCACGAGCCGAGCUGUCAGAUCAGCAUCGGACGGCGCAGAGUUGCCGAUGAGGUUCCUGCUAGUUGACCGCUCUGAUCUGCCCGAGAACAGCGCCGCCCACCGCCAGGGUGCCAUUAUGCAUCAUCACAACGGCACCGCGGCGCCUCAGGCAGGCUCGAGGGACACACCGAUGCAUGGCUCGUACUCACAGCACCCACAAGGAACACCCUCUCAGAACCGACAGGCCAGCAUGAUUGGCCUCGCCAGGUCGGACUCCCUGUUGAAGUCGCAGCAGCGUGUUCGCCACGCCAACAAGUCUCCCAGCACUUCCUCGUCCGCCACCAGCACCACCACGGUCGAGACCUUCGAGUCGGAGGGCACCGAGAAGCCAAUUAUGAAGAAGCAGUCGUUCCCAGUCCGUCUGACCAAAGAAGGAGGCGAGACGACCGACGAUCAUAUCAUCUACUCGGCCGAGGCCAUGUCCAUGGUCUCGCUCCCUCAGCCGACGCUGUAUCAUCACAUACCACACUCAAGAUCCAUGGCCGAUCUCUCCACCGAGACCGCGGCGGCACCGAACCCCUCGGCGUCGUCGACCGCAAUCUCAAGCUCCAACACCAAGAGCACCAUCUCGUCGCUGAUCGGCUCGUACGCCUCCGAGGCCGGCACUGGCGAGCCCAUGACGCACUCGUACUCGCAGCAGUCGCUCGGCCGCGCCAGUGAGUGCUUCACGUCGCACCCGGUGCGCUUCGGCAUGGCGACCCAGCGCGGCCAGAGCCCUACGGCGAUCUUGCCGGCGUUCCAGCAGCCCAUUGUCACCGAGGCCGGCACGCCCAACUCGCAGAAGAGCAUCGACCGCAUCGGCGACGGUGAGGGCGGCGACGCUGCUUCGAGAACCGAAUGGGGUGUCCGCGAUGGUAUGGCCACGCGACUGGUCACCAUGACGCCCAUCGAGGAGCGCAGCGAGAGGGGCACGCGCGGCAGCUCGCUUUAUGGCCAUUGA
This is a messenger RNA of Neoarthrinium moseri, 2610 nucleotides long. RefSeq lists its product as uncharacterized. The transcript has a single exon. The coding region runs from base 1 to 2610 and encodes 869 amino acids. Lineage: Eukaryota; Fungi; Ascomycota; Sordariomycetes; Amphisphaeriales; Apiosporaceae. The record is from RefSeq and is a predicted model, not a curated record.